This is a messenger RNA of Hyaloscypha bicolor E, 312 nucleotides long. RefSeq lists its product as uncharacterized. The coding region runs from base 1 to 312 and encodes 103 amino acids. Gene Ontology annotation, cellular component: ribosome. The transcript is spliced from 2 exons. NCBI's taxonomy places the organism in Eukaryota, Fungi, Ascomycota, Leotiomycetes, Helotiales, Hyaloscyphaceae. Gene Ontology annotation, molecular function: structural constituent of ribosome. The record is from RefSeq and is a predicted model, not a curated record. Gene Ontology annotation, biological process: translation.
AUGCUACCAAGCGCGACCAUCCUGCGCACAGCGCGCGUGUUGUUCCCCUCCUUCUCGUCACCCCUUCGACGUGCUGCCACACCCCGAACAUUCACAAACCUCACGUCACAAACAUUACGAAGACCUCAAUUGAUACCGUCAUCUACAAAUGGAAUACAGGAGCAAGUGCGGGGGAUGAAGGUUAGGAGUUCGGUGAAGAAGUUGUGUGAGGGUUGUAAGAGCGUGAGGAGAAAAGGUGGCAAGAGUGGGAAGGGACAUGUUUAUAUUAUUUGCUCGUUGAACCCUAAGCAUAAGCAGCGGCAGGGAAAAUAG